AUGUGGUUGGAAAUCACGAAAACCAGUGCGCUUGGUGCAGACGAGCUGGGUGCGAUUGGUGCAGGAGAACUUGGUGCGCUUGGGGCUGAUGAACUUGGUGCACUUGGUGCAGACGAGCUGGGUGCGCUUUGUGAUCCAGAACCAGAUCCUAUGCCUAUUCCUAAGCCGAGUCCAGCGCCAACUCCUAAUCCAGAGUCACUUCCUUUACCUGCUCCAACUCCUAAUCCCAAACCUACUCCUGCACCACUAGAUGGUUGGGCAGAACUUGGUGCGCUUGGGGCAGACGAACUUGGUGCGGGAGAGCUUGGUGCACUUGGUGCGGGAGAACUUGGUGCGCUUGGUGCUGAUGAACUUGGUGCGCUUGGGGCAGACGAGCUUGGUGCACUUGGUGCAGGCGAGCUGGGUGCACUUGGUGCUGACGAACUUGGUGCGCUUGGUGCUGCAGAAGUGCUAGAUGGUCUAGGACUUGGGCUUGGACGGUUUCGUGGUAGUGGUACAGGUAUUCUUGGUCUUGGUUUUAUUACUGGAACGCUUUCAUCAUCAUCUCCUACAUCUUCUCCUGCACUAACAUCUAAACUUGCUCCUGAGCCUACACCUACUCCUAUUCCUGCUCCAGAUCCAAUGUUGUUACCUGCACUUGCUCCUAAACUUGCUCCUGCACCUACAUUGGCACCUACAUUUAGUCCUUUUCCUACAUUACGUCCUGCACUUGCUGCUACGUUUGAAUCUGAUCCUACAUCAUUACCGAUUCCUAGACCGGAUCCUAUAUUAUGUCCUGCACUUACUCCAACAUUAGAAUUUUCUCCUACAUUGCUACCUACUCCCAUAUUGUCUCCAAUAUCUUUUCCUGCGCUUGCUCCUAUAUUGGAUCCUUUACCUACACCGCGACCAAUGCCUACAUUGGAUCCAACAUUUCGUCCUGCGCUUGCUCCUAAAGUUGCUCCUUUUCCGGCAUUGGAUCCGAUGCCUACAUUAGAUCCAAUAUUUUGUCCUGCACUUAAUCCUAUAUUAGACCAUUGUGCUGCGUUGUUAGCUAUUCCUAGACCGGAUCCUAUAUUUUUUCCUGCGCUUACUCCUACACUAGAAUCUUCACCUAUACUGUUACCUAUUCCUAGAUUUCCUUCAAUAUUUUUUCCUGCUGUGGCUCCUAUAUUAGCUUCAGAACCAGCAUUUUCGCCAAUUCCUAGACUUGAUCCAAUAUUACGUCCUGCAGUUGCUACUACAUUUCCUGCUUUUCCUACUGCAGAAGCUAUUCCUAGACCCUCUCCAAUAUUGUUUCCUGCAUUGGCUCCAAUACUAGCUCCAUAUCCAACUGAUGCUCCUAUUCCUGCACCAGAUCCUAUAUCUUUUCCUGCUCUUAUUCCUACACGUGAUGAUAAUCCUACUGAAUUGCCGAUUGCUAGUCCUGCUCCUAUAUUGUUUCCAGCACUGAAUCCAACACUGGCACCAGCACCUACUCCAGCACCUAUUGCUGGACCAGAUCUUGCACUUUUGGCUGGACUCGAAGAUGGUAGAAUCUGUGUUAUUUAA
Polistes dominula (European paper wasp) is the source of this 1530-nucleotide messenger RNA. RefSeq names its product helicase SRCAP-like. Lineage: Eukaryota; Metazoa; Arthropoda; Insecta; Hymenoptera; Vespidae. The record is from RefSeq and is a predicted model, not a curated record.